This is a messenger RNA of Globicephala melas (long-finned pilot whale), 1869 nucleotides long. It is a transcript of the gene OR6B1, whose product is annotated as olfactory receptor family 6 subfamily B member 1. The record is from RefSeq and is a predicted model, not a curated record. Gene Ontology annotation, biological process: G protein-coupled receptor signaling pathway; detection of chemical stimulus involved in sensory perception of smell. NCBI's taxonomy places the organism in Eukaryota, Metazoa, Chordata, Mammalia, Artiodactyla, Delphinidae. Gene Ontology annotation, molecular function: G protein-coupled receptor activity; olfactory receptor activity. Gene Ontology annotation, cellular component: plasma membrane.
AUGGAAGUGGAGAACCAGACACGGGUCACCAGGUUCCUUCUGGUGGGGUUUCCUGGGAACUGGGGUGUGCGUUCAACAGUGUUCCUCAUGUUGCUCGUGGCCUAUAUUCCGACAGUGGCUGAAAAUGUGAUCGUCAUCCUGUUGGUGCAGCAGAACCUGCCACUGCACGAGCCUGUGUACUUCUUCGUGGCCAGCCUGUCCUUGGAGACCUGGUGCAUCUCUGUGACUGUACCCAGGUUGCUGUUUAGUUUUUGGUCCGUGAGCAACAGCAUCUCCUUCACUCACUGUAUGAUACAACUUUACUUCUUCAUUGCACUCAAGUGCACAGAACGUGUGCUCCUGGCUGCCGUGGCCUGUGACCGUUAUGUGGCCAUCUGCCGCCCACUGCACUGCCCCACCAUUAUGAGCCAUGGGCUCUGCUUCCUCCUGCCUCUUGGUUCCUGUACCAAUGGCUUUGGCAUCUCCUUGGCUAAGAUCUACUGCAUCUCUUGCCUCAGCUUCUGUGGCCCCAAUAUCGUCGAUCAUUUCUUCUGUGAUAUCUGUCCAGUACUUAAGCUCUCCUGCACAGACAUGUCCACAGCUGAACUGGUGGACUUUGUCCCGGCACUGGUCAUCUUCCUGUCCCCCGCUCUCACUGUCCUGUCCUGUGGAUGCAUUCUGGCCACCAUCCUACGCAUGCCCACAGGAAAGCAGAAGGCGUUUCCUGCUUGUGCCUCCCACCUCGUGGUGGGCACCAUCUUCUCUUCAGCUGCUAUUUUCAUGUAUGUCUGGCCCCGAGCCAUUCAUGCCUUCAACAUGAACAUUAUUUCCAUCUUCUAUGCCAUUGUUACCCCUGCUCUUAACCCUUUCAUUUAUUGUCUAAGGAACCGAGAGGUCAGAGAGGCUCUGAAGAAACUGGCUUACUGCCAGCCACCCGAUCUCAUGGAGGGGAACCAAUCAUGGGUCACAGAAUUCAUCCUGGUGGGAUUCCAGCUCAGUGAAGACAUAGAAUUUUUCCUCUUCGUUAUCUUCUUCCUAUUUUAUAUCUUCAACCUGCUGGCAAAUGGCAUGAUCUUGGGACUCAUUUGCCUAGACCCCAGGCUGCACUCCCCCAUGUACUCCUUCCUUUCUCAUCUGGCCAUCACUGACGUAUCCUAUGCUUCCAGCAAUUUACCCAAUAUGCUGGAAAACCUAGUGAAACACAAAAAAACUAUCUCCUAUUUCUCAUGCACCAAGCAGAUGGUUUUCUUGGCCUUUGCUUCCGUAGAGCACCUGACUUUGGUGGUGAUGUCCAGUGACAGGUAUGUGGCGAUCUGCCAUUCCCUCCAGUACACUGUCAUCAUGAACUGGAGAGCGUGCACGUUCCUGGCCAUCAUUUGCUGGCCACGUGGAUUUUCCCUGGCCCUAGUACAAGAAAGUCUCUUUCUAAGGCUGCCCUUCUGUGGGCCCCAGAAGGUGAACCACUUCUUCUGUGAAAUCUGAUCUGUCCUCAAAGUGACCUGUGGUGAAACCUGGAUCAAUGAAAUUUUCCUCUUUGCUGACAGUGUGUUUAUCUUAACUGUGCCCCUUUCCCUGCUUCUGGUCUCCUACGUGCGCAUCCUCUGGGCCAUCCCGAAGAUCCAGUCAAAGGAGGGCUGCAAGAAAGCCUCUUCCACCUGCUCCUCCCACCUCUGUGUGGUUGGGUUCUACUUUGGCAUCGCCAUGAUGGUUUAUAUGGUCCCUGGCAAUAGUCAGUGAGAGGAGCAGCUGAAGAUCCAUUUCGUGUUUUACACUGUCUUCAACCCAUUGCUCAACCCCCUCAUCUACAGUGUAAGGGAUGCUCAAGUGAAGGCUGCUUUCCACAGAGUAUUGCAGAAAAGUAGAACAAUUUGGCACAAGGCACAAUUAUAG